This is a messenger RNA of Telopea speciosissima, 921 nucleotides long. RefSeq names its product uclacyanin 1-like. The record is from RefSeq and is a predicted model, not a curated record. Gene Ontology annotation, cellular component: plasma membrane. Gene Ontology annotation, molecular function: electron transfer activity. The transcript is spliced from 2 exons. Bases 57 to 881 code for a protein of 274 amino acids. Lineage: Eukaryota; Viridiplantae; Streptophyta; Magnoliopsida; Proteales; Proteaceae.
UAAACUAAUCUCAACUCCGCCCUUGAAUAGCUCUCUUUAUUAUCUCUUCUAUAUAUAUGAUAUCUCUCAUAGAUCUGAGUUUCAAGCCAAACCCAAUAAACUGUGUCCUAAAGACACCCCUCCUCUGUUUUCAUCACUCCAUCAAACCAAAAAUGGCCAUGUUCAGAGCACUCCUGAGCCUGACUGUCACGGCCAUUCUGGUCAAAUUAGCCAUUGGAACAAAUCACACAGUUGGGGGAGCAAGCGGGUGGGAUCUAAGCUCCAACUUCCAGACAUGGGCAGCAGGCGAAAAAUUCCAUGUCGGAGACAAUCUCAUUUUCAAUUACUUGCCGCCUCACAAUGUGCUUGAGGUUACGAAGGCCGACUUUGAUUCCUGCCAAGCAACCAGUGCACUCAAGGUUUACACUGACCUCAACACUGUGAUCACAUUAACCUCUCCUGGCAACAGAUAUUUCUUAUGUGGAUUCCCAGAACAUUGUGGUCAAGGAAUGAGUCUUAUGGUUCAAACUCUAGCUACUUCUGCUGCCACUCCUCCCUCACCCACUACAACAACAACUCCUCCUCCCACCUUACCAAAUAUUGCUGCCCCUCCAUUACCAAACCUUCCCAUCCCUCCAUCACCUGCUAUAUCAAAACCUCCUUCCACUUUACCAAAGAUAACCAUCCCACCAUUGCCUAGUGCCCCUCCAUUGCCAUCACUUGGACCUGUUCCUAGUGUGUUCUCCCAAUUACCCCCUUUACCAUCUCCUGGCAUGGCAUCUUCUGGAUCUGAUUCUUCGACAUCACCACCUCCCUCUCCCUCGUCAGCUAACAGAGGCCAUUUACUGUCAAAGUUCAUUACCGGGAUGUGGUUUGGAAUGUCAAUGCUACUAGCACUCUAAGCGUCAACAACUCAGUUUGUACCCUCUGUUGGUCUUACUU